This is a messenger RNA of Bemisia tabaci, 4672 nucleotides long. RefSeq lists its product as uncharacterized. Gene Ontology annotation, molecular function: non-membrane spanning protein tyrosine phosphatase activity. Gene Ontology annotation, cellular component: cytoplasm; nucleus. The record is from RefSeq and is a predicted model, not a curated record. Lineage: Eukaryota; Metazoa; Arthropoda; Insecta; Hemiptera; Aleyrodidae. Gene Ontology annotation, biological process: protein dephosphorylation.
UCACUUUUUCCCCGUGCUGUUAGAUACGAGCGCUCCGUCUUUAUGUCUUUGGUUGUUUCGGUUGGUGAUAAUUAGGUCAUGAAUAAUUAUUUAUUUUGAUAAUUUUAUAUUAAUUAUUAUAUCAGGAUACUUGCUGACUAGUGUUAUUAAGAUGUCAGAGUGAGUAAUUAGAACCAAAAUGUCUACUUGAUUCUACCUUCAGGCAUGGGUUGCAAUGAGAGAAAAUCAAGAGAGACCGCCUUUGCGAAAUAUUCUUCUAAAUUUCCUCAAUCACAUCGAAAAUUUGGAGAAGCCGAAUGACUCUGAAGAUAGCUACGAAUCGGAAUUUCAGGAACUCAAAUUAUUUAGCGAAUCAUUGAAACAUGAAGAGGAAUACAGCUGUUCUGAAGGUGAGAAGAGUGUGAACAAGAAGAAGAACCGUUACAAAGAUAUCCUUCCGUUCAACAUUACCCGCGUCAUUUUAUCUGAAUAUGCCGGCAUUCCUGGAAGUGAUUACAUCAAUGCUAACUAUAUUAAGGGUGCUAGUGGCUCUAUGGCCUACAUUGCCUCUCAAGGGCCUCUGCCGAACACUGUCAAUGACUUUUGGCGCAUGGUUGUUCAGUGUGAGGUUCAAGUUAUCAUAAUGGCUUGCAAUGAAGAGGAAUCUGGCAAGCAGCACAAAUGUGAAAACUACUGGGUUGAAAAUGACUCUGAAGAGAAGCAGUAUGGAAUGGUGACAAUUAAGCUUUUGAAAGCAAGCACUAUUUGCCAUGAUUUCUCUGUCCGGACCAUGAAGCUUACGUAUACAAAUCCACAGUCUCAACAUGAGGAAAGAACUGUUUGUCAGUUCCACUAUUGUGCAUGGCCUGAUCAUGGAGUUCCACCUUUAGUGAAACCUCUUCUCGACAUGGUGCGAUUAGUUCGAGACACCCAAGCAUCAGAAACCCUACCAGUGCUUAUUCAUUGCUCUGCUGGCUGUGGAAGGACAGGCACAAUUUGUGCAAUUGACUAUGUGUGGGGACUUUUAAGAGCAGGUAAAUUGACCCAAGACUUCAGCCUAUUUUCUUUGGUACGAAAUAUGCGAAAACAGAGAAUUGCAAUGGUCCAAACGAAGGAGCAGUAUGUUCUUGUACAUCAAGCUGUGCGAGAGUUAUUUCGAGAACAGUUAAAGACAAUUGAUUCCCAUCCGUAUGAGAACAUUGACUGUAAUGGAAUGCCACUCUUCAAAGAUUUAGAUCCUAUCUACGAUUUUGUCAGUGCCCCGCAAGAAGAAAAAGCUGAAGUUAAUGAAAAACAAGAUGAAACAGAGAAAAACUCAGGAAACUCAAUUUCAGCUCCUCUGCUUCCAAGUAAGAAAAGGAUUCCACACAUUGCAUCUAAAGAAGAGAAAGAAGUUGAAAACUUGUCAGAAAAGCAGAGGUUGGUAGAACAGGGUGAAUCAAGCUGUGAAAAUGUGGGGUCCAGCUGUGCCGAAAAUACAUCAAAACAUGGAGUAAAAACUACCAAACUAAAAGCUUCUUGUGAAAAAAGUGGCCGUGAUAGAAGGUGUAGUACUGCUAAACAGUCAGCCAUGUCUCGGAGUCAUUCAGUCGGCACAGUUCAUAAGUCUGGUCUGGAUGGGAAGGAAAAAGCUCUUACUCCAGAAACGAAAAGGCUGAAACCAGCUAGAUUAAAUUUAACUCCAGGGCAGCUCCCAAAUAUUUUAGCUGCUAAUGAUCAUCAAACUGCAACUGUUCAACCAAUAGUCUCCCCUAAACAUUCAAAGAAAAGGUCACAGACAGUAAUCAAAGCCCACAGUAGUGGCAAGUCAAAAUUUAUUGCUCAGAUAAGGAGAAGUAAGUCAAUGAAGGCCAUCAGAAGUGACGAGUGGAAUGUAUUGACUUCUUUGUCAUCUGACAAGAAGCAUACAGAACCCAAUACCUGUGAUAUUAUUUGUAGCAGGGAAUGUAUGGCAUCUAGUAGUACAGCCAAUGUCCUCAGAGAAAAAAGUCUGAGCUUAGAAUCCAUUGUUAACAAAGGAGAUGAGGCACCAAGAACUAUUGGUCAAGUCCAUGAACAAACCAGUAGAAUAGAUUUACUCUUAGACGAACAAACAAGAAAAUUCCUUCAAGAUUGUAGACAGUAUCUUUUCGGCGGAAAAAGCUCAAAAAUUGGUGAGACAGCAGUAGUCUCUCGAGUGAAGGAGAGACGCAAUAGUUUUUGUCAAGCUGUCAUUAAAGGUCUCAAUGAAAAUACUAAAUUGAGUGAAUGUGAAACAGAUAUCCUGAAUGUGCCAAAGAAGCCUUCUUUAGUCAGAAGUUACACUGCAUUGGACAUGAGAGCAAAUGGGAGUAAUUUAGUAAAAUAUUCGCCUAUAAUCUCUAAGGUAUUUUCCCCCUCAAAAACAGGUUCUAGCCACAAACAUAGUCACCCUCAUAGCUCAUUGUCAAAUGAACAUUUUUCCUCUAACAGCGCCAGUAACUCAGCCUCACUGGAACCAGGUAUUCCUGGAAAUUCCCCUCUGUAUCAAAACAUGCCAGUUUUAACUUCAAAUAAGACUCCUUCACAUUCCAGUCCAGCCGUGAGUCCACAACAAAACGACGUGUAUUCUAACAUGAGCUGUAAAUCAAACCUAUUACUCAAAUCAGGUGAGGGAAGUGUGCUGAAACAUGAGAAGCAACUGUCUCAGUCAGCUGUCACAAGAAGAAAUUCAUCUGAAUCAAUUUCUACAAAUUUGCUGCAAGAUACCAAUUCGUUCUUUUCAUUUCCACCAUCAAAACUGAAAAUAUCCCAAGAAGAGAUCUCAGAGUCUCAAGAUGCUUUAAAGAAGUCGCCCAAGAAAGGGAAAACCAUGCGCCAAGCUUUUGUCAGCAAUACGUUUCCUCUUCAAGCAUCAAAAUCAACUUCGUCUGGCUAUUCAAGCAGCUCAUCAAUGGAGAGGACUGUUAGGCAACCGCGAAUAAAUCCUGAUUUUAGAAAAAGUGAUCCAGUCAUUCAAAACUAUUUAGAUUCCGGCUCAAACAAAAGACUGUCACAAGGCAAUAUACCAAUGAAAGAAACCGACUGUACUGCCAAACCGUAUCUCAUUCCAUCAAUCGGACCCAGGUUGAGAACAUCCCCAAAGAUGCUGCCUAAUCCCACCAUAUUGAAAAACAGACCUCUGUUUCCGCCCUCUUACCAAACUGCUUGUGCCAGUAGUGUUGUUAGUAACACAAAUCUUUCAGAACUGCAAAGCUGUGAUGCUCUCAGAAACCGUCCAAACCCAAUCAAAGCCAGUAUCUGUAGUGUCCUUACAAGCCCUCAUCAUCUUGGUAGCAGCACGCCUCCAAACAGUUGUGAAAUUCUAAGUCCUGUUAGGCAACCCAGUGUAUCAAAUGCCCGUGCCCUACCUCCUGAUCAUAGAUACAGCAAUGUAUUCACCUCUUCCCAAUCAAUGAAUCAUUCACCUCAAAAUAUACCCAUCGUUGAGCCUCAGAAGCCAUAUUUAGCAUCAAGUACAAAACAGUCUGGAUGCGGAUACAAUCCAAUAUCAGGACCAGCUGAUAAGACUGCCAAAUCAAGCAGGAGUAAGCCUCAACAUUUGAUCGCAAACCUAAAGAAGUUUCCCGAUCCAACAGGGGUUCGAAUGAGGCAUGGCUCAAGAGAUGACUUGGCUCUGUGUGGUGCAGCUUCCAGUUCCUUCAACAACAGAGUUAAACGAAAUGCAAGUGUUGUAAUAUCUCGGGGUAGCUUGGUUGAAACCAGCCUCCACCCCCAAUCCUCUACAAACUGGAACGCAUUUAAAGCAGAUGAUCCCACAAGAACUCCAUCCGUCAACAACCAUCAUCAUUACCUAUCUUGUCAACAGCCUAAAACUAGUGAAUAUGAAAACUGGUCAGAAGCACCGGGUAUAGAUCUCGAUAAAGUAGCAGCGACCUUGUCUGUAAAAGCUAGUGAUUCAUCUGAAUUCAUGCGCAAAACAUUGGAGGGUCUUCACAUUCGCAAGAGAAUACCCUCUAAUUCACCUGGAAAUCAUGAAUUCAACUCUGUCAAUUUUCAACCAGUAGGUACUCGUCAGCAAUCCAGCCCAUCGACUCCACUGAAAAAGCAGCAACAAUAUCUGUGAUCAUAUUAAUAUCAAUUUAUUACAAAAAAGAAGGAAAAAAAGUUUUGAUUUUUACCUUUUUGUAUCAAAUUAACUCGAGUUUUAUGAAUUAGAGUAAAUUAUUUUUCGUUUGUAAUUUUUUCAUUUCUGUUGAGUAUUGUAAGGUUAUGAUGUGUUAAGCAAGAGUAGCGUUUGACAUUUUGAUCAAGAAAAUCCAUCACAAAAUUCAAGUUUGAGACAUUAUUACCACAUCCUCCAUCCGGCCCUGGUCGAACUUUUUAGCGACUUCUUCCAUUACUAAAUUUUAAGACACCUCUCAGACAUAAAGGUCUCUUUGAAUAAUGAAACUAGAGAAUCUGUUAAAGAAGAUAACAUUAAUAUACUCCAUUGAUGCAAUGAAAAAACGAGCCCAAAGUUAGAACCGCUGCAUUGCGCUACAUGGUGGUGGCUAUAUCAAAAAGUAACAUAUUAUUCUGAAAUUAAUUAUAUCUUCCAUCAUUUACUUUCUAGCGCUUAAAAAUAUCUUCAACCGUUCCUGUAAUAUUUACAAAAGAGCUUUACUUUCUGUUUAACUUUCUCAUUGUUUUUUUGGCAGAGCAUAUCGUAAAAUAAAUAGGUAACUCAUGUUUA